Molecule: messenger RNA, 1152 nt
Organism: Helobdella robusta
Lineage: Eukaryota; Metazoa; Annelida; Clitellata; Rhynchobdellida; Glossiphoniidae
Exons: 4
Coding region: 1-1152 (383 amino acids)
Source: RefSeq, a predicted model, not a curated record
AUGCGUUUAAGGUUAGGGAGGCAAGAGUACAAGAACUUCUACAAAAGAACUUGGGAUGUCAUAAUCAUUUUGGUUAUUAUUGAAGUUAAAUUAAAUCCAAACUUUUUGCGUCGAAUUUUACUUAACAGUUUAAAAAUGACAACAGAUUUUUUUUUAAAUGUUCUGAUAUUGUGCUGGAUUAUUAAAAGGUUUGUCCGAGUGAACCUGGCAGAAGAGGAGGAAUGCAAGAAGAGGGUGAUUGAAAUUAAAAAAUCGGCCGCUAAACAAGAUGUCGUUGAGUUUUUAAAUUGUAGUUUAGUUUUCCAUGUGCAAUUUAGUUCUCCCUUCAAAGAGUUAAUAAUGACUGGCGGUGUGUUAAGAGAUUUUGACCAGUUCUUCUUCGAGCACGGCGUCCCGGAUAUCAUUUCUAUAUCCGAUGUUGAGGUGGUUGAUAAAAGAAGACAUGUCGACGAUGAUAGAUUUCUGUUUCAUGCCCACUUUUACAAUAAAUCGCUAUUGACAAGAAAUGUGCUCCAAGUCAGCAGAACAGAUCUGAGCAGUUUCAACUUGAAAAAGAGUAAAAUUUUCCGAUUUUUUUCAGUAGUAAAACUCAAUGAUACAAACAUUAAUCCUAAAUAUUUAACCAAAUUUGAGAGAUUGGAGGUUUUUCAUCUCACGUUUAGCGGCAUCAACGAGCUUCCAAAAAACUUUCUACAAGGCUCAGAGAAAUCUCUCCAAGAAAUUAAUUUAGCCGGAAAUCCGCUGUAUUUUCUUGCCGGAUUCAAUUUUAGCAAAUUUAUUAAUCUUAAAAAAUUUAUCUUAUCAGAGGAAAACAACUUCUUGUUCGCGGUUCUGCAGUCAACUGGAAGUCUGUCAAGUCAUGUUUUGCGUUCAACUGUGCCCGAAGGCUGUAAACAGUGCAAGCAGAUAGCAGCGAUUACUAAGUACAGAAUUUUUAAAACUAGAAGUACUACUGCAGCUGCUCAGCCUAGGACGUCUACAACGACUACAGCCACUUCAACUACUGCAGAUUCUGUAGCAACUAUAGCUUCCACAACUACUUCACUUAAUGAGUUUGUAACAUACGGGACUACAUCAACCAGAAAAAUUACAACGACCACUUCAAACUUUACCACAACUUCACAGAUAGACAGUACCAACACUACUUCUUAG